ACUUGAUAGGCGGGAUUGAGGGGGGUGUUCCAGCCCCCUGGGCCGGCCGGGCUUUAUUCUAGAGUUAAUGGCGUGUGGCUGCAGCCACAGUUUGUAGGUGAAACCCCAUUGGCUUCAUUGGCUCCUUGAUUUAAACCACGCCCGGCUUUCUGCCGGCUUUGCUGUUGCUGCUACUGCUGCUGCUGCUGCUGCUGGGCUCGGUCUCCCAGACACAUCCCAGCCCAGCUUGCAGGAAGCCCGGGCUCCUGCUGCUGCUGCUAUUGUGUGGAUGCCGCGCGUGUUCACUCUUUUCCAGGGAUGGCUAACAGGGGCCCCAGCUAUGGCUUAAGCCGCGAGGUGCAGGAGAAGAUCGAGCAGAAGUAUGACGCAGACCUGGAGAACAAGCUGGUGGACUGGAUCAUCCUGCAAUGCGCCGAGGACAUAGAGCAUCCGCUCCCUGGCAGGACCCAUUUUCAGAAAUGGUUGAUGGACGGGACGGUCCUGUGCAAGCUGAUAAACAGUUUAUAUCCACCAGGACAAGAACCCAUUCCAAAGAUCUCAGAGUCAAAGAUGGCUUUUAAGCAGAUGGAGCAAAUCUCCCAGUUCCUGAAAGCCGCCGAGGUCUAUGGAGUCAGGACCACUGACAUUUUUCAGACAGUGGAUCUUUGGGAAGGGAAGGACAUGGCAGCCGUGCAGAGGACCCUGAUGGCUCUAGGCAGUGUUGCAGUCACCAAGGAUGAUGGCUGCUACCGGGGAGAGCCAUCCUGGUUCCACAGGAAGGCCCAGCAGAAUCGGAGAGGAUUUUCAGAGGAGCAGCUUCGCCAGGGGCAGAACGUGAUAGGCCUGCAGAUGGGCAGUAACAAGGGUGCGUCCCAGGCAGGCAUGACUGGGUACGGCAUGCCCAGGCAGAUCAUGUAAGAUGCUGCAUCGUGCCCCCUGGUAGAGAGGACGAGUGUUCCACACCAGAGUCCAUGACAAAGAAAUAGGUAGUCACCUUCUCACCUUCUCCUCUUUCUCAAAGCCUUCUCUCCCUGGUUUUCGCAAGUGCUGCAUUUCUGCUGAGAAUCCACGUUGCCUACUGCUGCCACCUUCAGUUCAUUUAGAACUAUGCAAAGACUCCGCUUCCUCUUGAUCUCUUGUGCCCUAAAGUCUCAGUUUGUUUGAUUAUUUAUUUAUUUAUUUGCCAAAAUAUUCUCUCCUCAACUUACAGAACAUACCUAAUAAACAAAGUAGUCUUGAGUCUUAAA
Molecule: messenger RNA, 1226 nt
Organism: Nannospalax galili (Upper Galilee mountains blind mole rat)
Lineage: Eukaryota; Metazoa; Chordata; Mammalia; Rodentia; Spalacidae
Gene: Tagln3
Product: transgelin 3
Exons: 4
Coding region: 298-897 (199 amino acids)
Molecular function (GO): protein binding
Source: RefSeq, a predicted model, not a curated record